AUGCAUUUUGUUUAUGGUGAAACAAAUAGGAUCCUUAGACAAGCCUCUUGGGAACAACAAUGUCAGCAACCACAACCCCCAACUGAUGAACCUGUUUUCUUUGUUGGUGAUUUUAAUGCUCUCUUAGGACAUGAGGAUAAGAAUGGUGGGCUAUCUCUUGAUGAUGAUGAUUUCUUUAGUCUUAGGAACUUUUGCAAUACCUUUAACUUACAUGAUCCUGGAUUUUCUGUCCCUAGAUUCACUUGGUCUAAUAUGCAACAGGACCCUGACCUUAUUCUGGAAAGACUUGAUAGAUGUUUUGUUAAUCCUAUUGAUGAGACUUUAUGCCCUAAAUUGUGUGUUAACAAUCUGCCUAAAGACUCUUCUGAUCAUUGUCCCAUGCAUAUAGGUUUUAAUUAUGAGGAUGUUUAUAAAUUUCUUAGUACUAAAAAGGGUCUAAGAGAUUGGAAUAAAAAUUCAUUUGGUAAUAUUCAAACCAAUAUAUCUACAAUAAGGAAAGAGAUACAUGAUGUGCAAAUAUCUAAUGCCACUGACUCUAGCACUACUUCCAGACUCAAGAAUAGGUUGGAGUAUCUCUAUAAUCUUGAAGAACUUUAUUGGAAAGACAAAUCUAGAGAGGUUUGGUUAUUGGAAGGAGAUAUGAACUCUCCUUACUUCCAUAGAAUUACUUUGUAUAGAAGAAAGAGGAAUGCUAUUAGCUGGAUCAAGAAUGCAGCCAAUGAUAUUCUAACUGAUAGAGCUAGCAUUAGUGAUUCUUUUAUAGAUUAUUUCAAAAACCUUUAUUCCUCACAUCCUCAACAAUUUCAGGAUGAGAUUCUUCAAUCUCUCCCUCCUAAAUUCUUUGAAGAGAAUUAUUCCAUUCUGAAUCUCCCUCUUACUCCUGAGGAGAUAAAGAAUGUUGUUUUUCAAAUGGUGGUGGGGGAGAAAGCUCAAGGACCUGAUGGGUUUACUGGUUUAUUUUAUCAAAAACUUUGGGAUAUUGUGGGUGAGGCUGUCAUUGACAUGACUCAGACUUGUUUUAGAACUGGGCAUAUAGGAAAAGUUAAUAACCACACUAAUAUAUCUCUCAUUCCUAAAGUCCCCCUUGCUGAACUUGUCACUCAAUAUAGACCUAUAGGACUUUGCAACUUUGUGUAUAAAAUCCUCUCUAAAACUUUGGCUAAUAGAUUAAAACCUUUCAUGAAUAACAUUAUAUCCCAACAACAAAAUGCCUUUAUACCUAAGAGGAGUAUUUCUGAUAAUAUUCUUCUGGUUAAUGAGGAUAUAUAUGUUGUUAACCAUAAUGAUAAAACUGAGGGUAUAGAUGCCAUUAAAUUAGACAUCUCUAAAGCCUAUGACAAGUUGGAAUGGCCAUUCCUACAAGAUGUCUUAACCAAAAUGGGUCUUUCUCUUCAUUGGAGAGGUUUAAGGCAAGGGGACCCUUUGUCCCCCUACCUGUACAUUAAGUGCUCUGAAGCUCUCUCUGCUUAUGUUGAUAGUCUUGCCAAAAAAGGUGAUUUAGAUGGUAUUAAGGUUUGCAAAAAUGCACUUGAGAUGACACAUCUUCUUUUUGCUGAUGAUUCCAUUCUCUUCUCCAAAGCUACUGCCAAAAAACUUCAAACCAUAAAGGACGAUCUCCAGAAAAAUUGCCUUGCUUCGGGUCAAGAAAUAAACUUUGAGAAAUCUAGCAUUCUUUUUAAUAGCAAAAUACCUGAACAUAGGAAAGCCAUGCUUGCCAGUAUUUUAGAAAUUGAAAUAGGGAUUUAUGAGAGAAGUAUCUGGGAACUCCCACAGUGUUCCAAGCUUCUAAAAUCCAAAUCAUAUGGGGAUCCUCCAAGCUGUGGAUGCCAGAAUCUCUUUGUGGCUGCAAAAACUUGGAGGUGUCUUCAUGCUAUUAAAGAAAUUAUCAAACCUUUUGUUUCCUGGAUUGUGGGGGAUGGUAAAUUUAUUGACUUUUGGUGUGAUAAGUGGAUACCUUCUGUUGGAACUGCUACCCCAAAUCCUCUUGUUCUUUAUGACCCUAGAAUUAAAGUUUCCUACUUCAUUAACCCUAUCUCUACAACCUGGGACAUUAACAGGUUAAACACACAUUUUGAUAAUGCUUCUAUUCAGAAGAUUAUCAACAUUCCCUUAAGCCAGCUUUGCACUCCUGGCAGGAGGGCUUGUGAUCUCACUAAAGAUGGUAAAUUUACUUCUAAGUCUGCUUAUUUGGGUAUUAAUGGUAUUACUCAUUCCCCUUGUAAGAAUCUUUGUCUAAGAAUUUUGAAGAUUAGAGUGCCACAUAGGAUUCAAAUUUUCCUAUGGAGAGCUGCUAGGAAUGCUAUGCCUUAUAGAACUAUCCUCCAUACUGGAAUGCCUAUGUUGUCUAUUGAAUGUGCUAGAUGUUUACAUCCCCAUGAAUCUGUCAUGCAUGCCUUGGUUACUUGUCCUUUUGCUAGUCAUGUCUGUAGAAAUAACCUCAUUUUUCAAAACCAAAAAGAAAACUAUAGAGCAGUCAUCCAUAAAGCUAAGGCGAUGCUGCUUACCAGGAAAAACAAUCAUAUCAUCAAUCUUGCUACCAUUAUCAGUUUAGGUGAAAAAUGGGUACCCCCUUUUCUUGGUUGGAUCAAAUGUAAUACUGAUGGUGCUUAUGAUGAAUUAUCUGGAGAAAAUGGUGCAGGAUAUAUGAUGAGAAAUUCCUUCUGCAAAGCCUCUCUAUGUGCAACACUGGUGUUUCAUGUUCAAUCGACAGAGGAAGCAGAAGCAAGAGAAAUUUGGUCAGGUCUACAGAAAGCUUUGAAGGAAAAAUUCACCCACAUCAUCAUUGAAAGUGAUGCCAAGAACUUGAUAGACAAGUUCUCUGCAGGAUAUUUUGAUGGAGACAGCCGCACUGAUGCUAUCUUCAAAGACAUUCAGUUCUUUUCUUCUCAAUUUGUAGAAUGUAUUUUCAGUUUUCAACCUCGUAGUUGCAACAAUGUAGCUCAUGAACUUGCUAAAUGGGAAAAAAACAACAAUUCUACCAUGUACUGGUCUGUGCCUCCUGUUUGGUUACUUCCAACAGUUGAGGGGGAUCAUUAG
Molecule: messenger RNA, 3036 nt
Organism: Papaver somniferum (opium poppy)
Lineage: Eukaryota; Viridiplantae; Streptophyta; Magnoliopsida; Ranunculales; Papaveraceae
Exons: 5
Coding region: 1-3036 (1011 amino acids)
Molecular function (GO): RNA-DNA hybrid ribonuclease activity; nucleic acid binding
Source: RefSeq, a predicted model, not a curated record